This is a messenger RNA of Paramuricea clavata, 964 nucleotides long. Lineage: Eukaryota; Metazoa; Cnidaria; Anthozoa; Malacalcyonacea; Plexauridae. The record is from the annotation of a GenBank genome assembly.
CGUAAAAAGCAGCGACAAAUGUCUACCUCGUGCGAAGUAUAAGAAGUCCAUCAAGCCCUACUGGAAUAAUGAACUCAAGCGAUUAAAGACAGCUUGCAUGGAGCUUCAUAAGAAAUGGACCUCAGAAGAACGUCAAAGCCGAGGAGAACAAUAUGAAAGUUUUCGGUUAUACAAAGAUGCCAAGCGUCUAUUCAGGAAGGAACAACGUAAAAUGGUACGAAAGACAGAGGAAAAUGAAAUUAUAGUUUCUGUGUGAAGAAUUCAGUGAUGCAGUGCAUGAAAUUCAUCAAGUGAACUAUUUGUCAGCAUAUUAAAAUUCAAAAUACAGUGUUGCUUUUCCAGCAGCCUUAAAAUGCUCUGUGCUGUUUCUGUUAACAACUAAACAACCCGCUUCCGCCAAUUCAUUGGAAAUUCUUCAUAUUCCUGGAAAACAAGUUACUCCUUGACCUCAUCAAUUAUUUAUAGUAACAAAUUCGGCGUCUCCAUGCAUUUGUUCAUUGACUUAACAAGCGAAUCGUUUUACACAAUUACAGAAUAUGCUUCGUUGCUUAUUUUGUUAAAAAAUGUCCACUUUGUAAUUACUAGUCGCUAGUAAAUUUGCUAUGUUGCGUGUGUUUAUAUGUGGGGCCCACAGCACUGGUAAAACUACGUUAUUAAAUCGUUUACUUUCAGAACCUGAUCAAAAUCAACUUCGCGCCGUGAAUGAAAUAGCGAGAAACAUAAUAGCAGAAAAUGGAUGGCAAAAGAAAGAUUUCGACCCGAGGAUAAAUCCUCAUAUAUUUUAUGAUCUUCAGGUGAAAAUUUUACAAGCCCAGUUACGUAUCGACGAAGAGUUAUGCAAUGAGAAUACAUCGUAUAUCAGUGAUCGUGGACUGGAUCCGAUUAUAUAUUGCCAAAUGUAUCUAGAUGAAGAAUGGUUUCACAAGAUCAUGUACUCUAAAGAAGCCAAGGAAUGUGUUAAAAG